This is a messenger RNA of Antechinus flavipes (yellow-footed antechinus), 19714 nucleotides long. It is a transcript of the gene MTCL2, whose product is annotated as suppressor of glucose, autophagy associated 1. The record is from RefSeq and is a predicted model, not a curated record. Gene Ontology annotation, biological process: regulation of autophagy; insulin receptor signaling pathway. The transcript has 15 exons. The coding region runs from base 4231 to 9492 and encodes 1753 amino acids. Lineage: Eukaryota; Metazoa; Chordata; Mammalia; Dasyuromorphia; Dasyuridae.
AAGUCCUACCCAAAUCAACAUAAACUUUCCUGCAGCAGAUCUUGAAUAGCAUUUUGUAGCUCUCCAAUGCUUUGUUGCAAGAUCAAGUUUUAAAGCUCUAUCCAUUUCAUUCAUUUUCCAGAUGAGAAAAUGGAAGGAAGCCCAAAGAGAGAAGACAACUUGCCUAACAUCACACAGAAAGCUGGGAUUUGAAUUCAGCUUCUACUUAAAAUUCAAUGAUUUUUCUACUACGUCAUUCUACGUCAUAUCUUUUAUUUGUUGAACUAGUUCAUACCUUAUUUGUGUGCCUUCUCUACUAACAGUAAUAACAACAAUUCAUAUCUAUAGAACUUCUGUGGUUUGCAAAGCAUUGUCCCCCAAGCAGCCCUAUGAGGAAGGUAAUGCAAAUGUGGUUAUCCACAUUUUUGACGUGCUUCAGUUUCUUAAGCUUCCUGACAGUAGGUAGCAUGUAUGUGUUGUUAAUCAUUACUAUCAUUAACUCUUCAUAACCUGGUCUCUUCCUAUUUUUCCAGACUCCAUACAUUGUGUGGUCCAGCCAUAUCAAUCCAUUUGUUGCUCCCCACAUGCAAUGCUCCUUCUAUCAUCUCUUUGCUUUUACAUGAACUUGUACCUGGGCUUGUAUGGUCAUCUUCCUCACUACUACUUCUAAGAAUCCCUGUAGUUUCCUUCAAGAUAGAGCUCCAACAUCUCCUUUUGUAGGAGGCUAUUUCUACUAACCAUCAUGGCUUCUAGCACUUCUCCUUCCUCAUUUAUCUUAAAUAUAUCUACACACAUACAAGUCAUGCCCCCAUUGGAAUAUAAGAUCAGAAAUUAUUUUUUUUUCCAUUCCAGGAAUGGAACAGAGUUCUCUGCACAUAAUAAGCCUUAAUAAAUAUUCAUUUUUUGAUUGAUUUUUGCAUAGCACAGGACUCUGUACAUAGUAGACAGAUCAUGUUUGUUGAAUUGAAUUGAGUUCCAAUUUCCCUCAGAGAUCAGAAUGUGCUGGGAAGAGAAAGAAGUAGUGAGGAGGAGGGUGUAUGGUUCUCCUGAGGAAAGCAGAAUUUGACAAGAAUACAGGAGUUGACUAAACAUUGGGAGGCGAACUGUCUUUGUUCCUUCCUACAGUAUUCUCAGCUUUCUGGGGGCAUCCUCUCCUUUGAUGUGCCAGUUAACCAUGCUAAUUUCUCAGCACUCCCUAUAAAGAAACUAAAACUCCUAAACCUAAAGGGGUUGUAUACCCCCUUUCCCUUAAAGGAUGGGAACCAAAUGGGAUAGUAAUAAAAAAGACUACCCCAACCUCAUCAUUUAUUUUUUAAAAUUUAAUUUAAUAUUGCCUUUAAAAAUUGAAGGUAUAAAUUCUAGGUAUACUUCCUUCUUCCUUAGCCUCCAUGAUCCCUUUAGUGAAUGGAUGAAUGAAUGAAUGAAAAAAGCAUUUAUUAAGUGCUUACUAGGUGACAGGAACUGUGCUAAUGCUAGAAAUAAAAACCCCAAAAGGAAAUUAUUUACUAUCCUCCAAUAACUUAUAUUUAAUAGAGCAGAAGAAUAAAGGAAAGUAGUUAUGGAUGGAAUGUUUAGUCUAAAAUGUCACAGGAACAGAUCCAUUGGGCAUGUGAUUAACAUACUCUUUCAAGGGAUGUUAGUGUUAAUUACUGUUCUUAAAGUAAGAGGUAGAAAGAAGAUGACUGGAACAUAAUGCAGAGUGUUUAGUGUGGGUCUGGCUAGGUAUAGUGAGUUCUUAGCUCUCAGGAGAGCAUGGCCCCAGUGCUGGAAGACUAGGUCUGAGACAAUGGUGGAGUGUGAACCCCAGCAAGACUGGAAGGCAAACAAAGAAAAACACUUAGGCAAAACUGACACAGGGACAACCUCUACAAUAAAUGCCAAGAGUCCCUGCAUCUCUACCAAAAGGAAGAGAUAUAUGUGAGACCUCAUCUCUAGAACUGACAUUGUGUUACUCAGCAUUACUUUAGAUCCUUGAAGGAAGAGAUUGUUUCAUAUUUAAAUUUGUAUCUACAAUGCCUAACACAAAGUCUGGUACAAAGUUGAUGAUUAAUAAACACUUUAUGAUUGAAAAUUUGAUGAAUUAAUAAUAAUGGGAUUUAUAAAGCUAUUUAUAUAAGCAAAGUUUUCCAUAUGCUAAUUCAUUCAUUCCUCACAACUGGUAGGUACUGUUAUUUUCAUUUUAAAGUUGAGGAAACAGAGGCAAAGAGGGGUUAAGUGAUUUGCCCAAGAUCACAUAGCUAGCUCAAUUCUUCCAGAGGGGAAAACUGAGGUUCAAAAAAGGGAAAUGCCAUCCCCAAGGUCUUCUCACUCCUAGCCUUGGGCUUUCUUUCUCCCUUUCAUUGGACUCCCAUACUUGUAAGAGCAAAUGUCAGAAAGAGAUUUCAGAGGAUGAAGAUAGAAGAAAUGAAAAACUAGCUGGAAGCCAGAAAGAAUUUAUUAUUCACCUUUUAUGUGUAUGGGAGAUAAGUGGAAAUAUGUUUCAUUCACGGAGGAGAUUAUACAAUUAUUGAGGGACAAGACACAAAUAAGGCACUUGAGAAAAUAAUAGAAAACAGAAUCAAACUAAAGUGUGGGUAAAACUAAGAAAUAAAGAAUAGCGUUGGGUAGAAUAACUAAAAAAGACUUUAUGUGCCUUGAUCAUAUUCCAUAAACUACCCAUUAAAAGAUGGUUAAAUAAUGCUAUUCCCCCAGAUCUAAGUUAUGGGAAGUAGCCUAUUCAAACAAGAAAAGGAAACCAGAUAAGCAGAGAAUAUGAAUCUACAAGCUUUUCUCUAAGAACUUUUUUGCCAGGAGCUGACUGGCAUUUUUCAUGAUUUUCUUUAAAGUUAUGGAGAUCAACUGAAGGGAAGCAGAAUGAGGAAGAGGAAGUUGCCCAGCACUAGGAAUCCUGAGAUAUGGUUUCCAGCUCUGGUACUAUAGGAACUUUCUGUGUGGCCUCCUCAAGUCACUCAACCUUUGAGUCCCAUUCAGUUUCUAUAUGAGUCAAAUGAGGUUGGACAAGAUAAUGCUUUUUAAGGACCCUUCACCCUCUGGAUACAUUAUGAUUUUAUGCUAAGUUGUCCAUCUGUGCAUUCAGUUUCUUUCCCUUCCCAACUUUUUGAAGGUGGGGAGUGGAUUUUUUUUUUUUUUAAUAUCUGAAAGACUUCUAUGAUGUGGUUCCAUAGAAGGAUGGUUCCAUUCCAUAUCAUCUUGGGCAAGGUGACUUCCUUCUCUGGGCCUGAAUUUCUUCACCCAUAAAAUGAGGGCGUUGGAUUAGGAACCGUUAAUGUCCUUUUGAAAUUUUUAAAAAAAAAACAAAAAACCAUGCUUCUCCAAGUCUUCAUGUUGAAGUAGACUGAGUAGUCCUGUGGCCAUAGCUGGCUCUGAACCGUGCUACCGAAGGCAAUCCUAAAGACAUCUCUAUUAAGGGCUCCACGGACUGCAAGCAAGGCGGACCCCAGAUUGACCCCGCGGAGGUCAGGUGUGGGAGGAAGAGAAUGGUAAAGGGAGGGAGAGAAGCAGAGAGUGGGGAGUGACCCUGCCGUGUGCUGGCAGGAUUAUAGCACGGUUUAGGGCGCAAGAAACACAUCUAGGACCCCCCUCCCCCCAUUUCUUGCUCUGAAUCUCUCAGGAGCUCCCCAAAGCUCCAGAGGCAGGGACUCGGUGCCAGGUGGGCAGAAGAGGCAGGGUCAGACCAGGCCGCCCCAGGCCAUGCCAUGCCACUCCAAGAGGCGAGUUGCAGAUCGCAGCCUGGAUGGAGAAGGGGUCGCUGUUGCCUCGAACAUUCAUCCCAGGACCGCGGACCCGCGCCCGCCCCCCUCCGCCUAUUGUUCGCGGACCCUGCGCGUCACCGAGCUGGUGGGGCGGAGAGACUUGACGGGGCUGCGCGGCAGCGGGGGAGGAGCAGGCGGGGGGCGGAGAGGAGAAGGAGGGAGAGGAAUAGGAAUUGGUGAAGAAGGGGGGAGGAUGAAGAGGUCCCACCACGGCGUGGCCAGGAGAUCCGCCUAGAGCCGCAGCCUGAGCGCUGGAGCUGGAGCCGCCCUAGGGCGCAGAAGGAGCCUCAGUCUCAGAGCGCAGCUAGAACAGGAUCUCUGAGCGCCUUGGGAGUCCCAGUCUUAGCGCAGCGGAGUCCCAGUCCUCCUCCGGGUAGGGAGGUAGACUAGCGGCUCCAGCCCUCCGGGGCUGCCCCGGUUGGGGGGGAGGGUUGGGGGCGGGGAUGAAAGAGGGUAGCUGCCGCCGCGCCCCGGCUCGGUGAGCAGGAGGCAAAGGAGGAUGGAGGCAGCGGAGCCGGAUCCCGGUAGGGGCUCGCCGCCCCCGCCGCCGCCACCGCCCCCCCUGCCGCCACCUUCCCCUGCACCCCCGGAGAAGAAGAAGAUCAACCGUGCUCCGUCGCCUGCUAGACCCAAGGACGUCCCCGGCUGGUCGCUGGCCAAGAGCCGGCGGAGCAGCGGCAGCAACCCGGGCUCUCCUGCCUCUCUGUCGGGGAAGGCGGGGCCCGGCCAGCCCCGGCCCGAGAAGAAAGGCCGCAGCGGCCCACAGACCGGCGCUCGGGGCUCGGGAAAGGGCGCGCCGGGCCGAGCCGGGGCCAAGGCAAAGGGGCGUCCCCGCGACGAGCCCCCGGGGCGGGCCUCGCAGCCGUCACUACUGCCCCAGCCGCCGCCGCCGCCGGCCCUGAGCCUCACGGACAGCAGCUCCGAGGUGUCGGACUGCACAUCCGAGGAGAACAAGCUGCUGUCCCUGGAGCUGGCGCUGAGCAGCGAUACCGAGUCCGGCGGCGGCAGCGGCAGCGGCAGUGGCAGCGGGAGGGAGCGACCCGCUGGUAGCGGAGCCGGAGCCGGGUCCGGGGGCCGCGUCCAGGGGCACCCGGCGCCGCGCAGCCCUCAGCCUCGGCUCGCCUCCCCUGGCGCCUCGCCUGUCCCGGAUGAGCAGUCAGCGUCGCUGGGCAGCAGCCGCCUGCCCCUCAGUACGUCGCUGGCCUUCUCCGAUCUCACCGAGGAGCUACUUGACUGCGGGCCCGACGGCUUCGUGCGAGAGCUAGAGGAGCUGCGCUCCGAGAACGAUUACCUCAAGGAUGAGAUCGAAGAGCUGCGAGCUGAGAUGCUGGAAAUGCGUGAUGUCUACAUGGAAGAGGAUGUGUACCAGCUCCAGGAGCUCCGACAGCAACUGGACCAAGCCAGCAAGACCUGUCGCAUCCUGCAGUACCGUCUUCGCAAGGCAGAACGACGCAGCCUCCGAGUGGCUCAGACAGGCCAGGUGGAUGGGGAACUCAUUCAUAGCUUGGAGCAGGAUGUCAAGGUUUCCAAAGACAUCUCUGUGCGUCUGCAUAAUGAGUUGGAGGCUGUGGAAAAGAAGAGAAUCCGACUGGAAGAGGAGAAUGAAGAUCUCCGACAGAGGUUGAUCGAGGCAGAGCUGGCCAAGCAAGUGCUCCAGCAUGAGAUGGACAAACCUCGCGAGCAUUCCUUGAAGAAAAGAGGAACACGUUCACUUGGAAAGACAGAAAAAAAGGUAUCAGUCCAGGAGGACAACGCGGACCUAAAGUGUCAGCUGCACUUUGCCAAGGAAGAGUCAGCCCUGAUGUGUAAGAAACUCACUAAGUUAGCCAAGGAGAAUGACAGCAUGAAGGAGGAGCUGGUCAAGUACCGCUCUCUGUAUGGGGACUUGGACAGCUCCCUGUCUCUGGAGGAGCUGGCUGACUCCCCUCACUCCAGGGAGGCCGAAUUGAAGGUCCAUCUAAAGCUUGUCGAGGAAGAAGCCAACAUCUUGAGCCGCCGGAUUGUGGAGCUGGAGGUAGAAAACCGGGGCCUGAGAGCGGAGAUGGAAGACACGAAAGGGCAGGGGGACAAGGACUACAUUGGCCCUGACAUACGGUUCGCUUUUUCUUCCCCCAACUGCGGUGGGGAGUCUGGGGAGAGCCUGGCCGAGCUGCGGAGACACCUUCAGUUUGUGGAAGAGGAAGCCGAGCUCCUGAGGAGGUCUUCUGCCGAGCUGGAGGACCAGAACAAGCUCCUCAUGAAUGAGCUGAACAAGUACAAGUCAGAACACGACCUGGACGUCACCUUGUCUGAGGACAGCUGCUCGGUGAUCAGCGAGCCGUCUCAGGAGGAGCUGGCCACCGCCAAGAUCCAGAUCAGCGAGCUCAGCGGGAAGGUGAAGAAGCUGCAGUAUGAGAACCGCGUCCUGCUCUCCAACCUGCAGCGCUACGACCUGGCCUCCUGUCAGACCCUGCGGCCCAUGCUGGAGACCGACGCCGAGGCGGGGGACUCUGCCCAGUGCGUCCCCACCCCCCUCUGGAGAGACGUGCCCAUCGGGGGGGAGAACGGUGUUCUGGGCCACUCCGAGCGGACGGCGGACAACGGCAUCCCGAAGCUCCCGGACGCCCAUCUCGCCAAGCUCUUUAAGGCCAGAGACUUGGAGGCUUUGCCCGGCCUCAGGGACCAGGCUGCCCUGGUCAACAAGGCAAUCGAUGUUUUAAUUUCAGACGCCAACGGCUUCAUAUCCAGCCUCAAGCUGUGUCUGGACAAUGACUGUGCAGACCUUAUGUUGAAUGAGUCUCUGGAUAACAGCGAGAGCCCUAGUGAUUCCAAACUUAUCAAUGUUAUCUUCAUGAGGCUUGGGCUCUUGCAGCAGGAGCUGAACACCUUUGUGAGGAAAGUGGAUAGCAUUGGGGACUCUCUGAAAGAGGCCACAGAAACCUCCUCGCUGCCAGCCUCUGGGGCCCAGGACUCCUCCAAAGACCUUCUCAGCAAAGAACACUCUUCUGACUUCCAGCCUGACUUUAGAGACCUGCCAGACUGGGAGCUCCGGGCCAGGGAGGCCUUCUGCAGCACUAGCAGCGACCCGGAUCCCAAACCUGAACUCACCCGGAGCUACAAGACUUAUCAAGCUGAAGACAAUGAAUCCUAUGCUACAGAGAUCAAAGAACUACAACUGGUGCUUUCAGAAGCCCACGAGAGCCUUCGCGGUCUUCAAGAACAGCUCUCCCAAGAGAGACAGCUGCGUAAAGAAGAUGCAGAGAAUUUCAAUCAAAAAAUCUUCCAGCUGAAGGAAGAUCAACAGAAGACUCUCCUGAGGAGGGAGUUUGAACUGCAGAGUGUGAACCUCCAGAGGAGGCUGGAGCAAAAGUUCUGGAGCCAGGAGAAGAACCUCCUGGUACAGGAAUCUCAACAGUUCAAGCAGAACUUCCUACUGCUUUUCAUGAAGCUUAAAUGGUUCCUCAAACGCUGGAGACAGGGAAAAAUCUUACCCAGUGAAGGUGGUGACUUUCUAGAGGUGAAUAGCAUGAAGGAACUCUACCUGCUAAUGGAAGAGGAAGAGCUAAAUCCUCAGCAUUCUGACAAUAAGUCCUGUGUGGGGGACAUCUGGACACAGAACACUCCCAAUGAAUAUGUGAAGACACUUGCAGACAUGAAGAUCAUCCUGAAAGAGCUGUGCCGAGAGCUUCGGGAAGAACGGCGGGGUAUAAAUGAGCUCCAGCAGCAGUUUGCUAAGGCUAAGUCUGCCUGGGAAAUGGAGAAGACUGAACUCAAGUGCCACCUAGCACAGCUGGAACUAAAACCUGGAAAGGGAAUGGGUGAGCGAGCCCUGCCUGACUGGAAGGCCAUCCUGAAAAGAGAAAGGGAGGAACACCAGCACCUCUUGGCUGAGUCCUAUAGUGCAGUCAUGGACCUCACCAAACAGCUGCAGAUCAGUGAGAAGAACUGGGACCAACAGAAGUUAGAAUUGCUGGACAGGUUCAAAGAUGAAAAACAACAGGCUGAGCAACAGAUGAAGGAGCUGCAGAAUAAAAUAAGCCAGUUACAGAAGGGAGCUGAUUCUUGGGCUUUGAAACAUAUUGAAAUGGAAAAGCAUGAUAGCAGCUGGAAAGAGACCCUCAGUGAGAAGAUACACGACAAAGAGACCAUUUCUGAAGCUGAUGCCAAUGGAACCAGUUUAAAGAGGACCAAAUCUGUUUCUUCCAUGUCUGAGUUUGAAAGUUUACUUGACUGUUCUCCUUACCUUCCGGGCAAAUCAGCCAACAUAGUCAACGAAACUUCCCGAGGCAAAAAGACCUCUCCGCCUGCCUCCCUAUUGCCCAAUACUCUGAUGGAUACUGCCACAGUGAACCCUGCCAGAAUUGCCUUUGUGGACAAUGAACAGGCGAGCCCAGAAAAGGGGACCAAGGAGAAGCUGGGGCUCUCCCCUCGAGACUGCAACAGGAGAGGUAACCUGGGCUACCAAGAUUGUGCCCAAAAACAGAUGCAGAGGAGUUACACAGCUCCUGAUAAAACAGGCAUUCGGAUUUACUACAGCCCACCUGUGGCUCGUAGGCUGGGGGUCCCUCUGGUCCAGAAUAAAGAAGGGAAAAUUCUCAUUGAACCUGGCUUCCUCUUUACCAUGGCCAAGCCCAAAGAGUCAGCAGAGUCAGAAGGCUUGGCUGAGAGUACAUAUGGUCGGUGGCUGUGUAACUUCUCCAAACACCGGGAACUUUUGGAUAAUAGCCCAGUCAGCAGUUCUACAGCUCCUGUGCCCAAUUUCCCCUCUGCUCUACAUGACUUUGAGAUGUCAGGCAACAUGAGUGAUGACAUGAAAGAAAUCACCAACUGUGUCCGCCAGGCCAUCCGCUCCGGCUCUCUGGAGAGGAAAGUGAAAAGCAUGUCAAGCCAGACUGUGGGGCUAACCAGUGUGGGCACCCAGACUAUCCAGACAGUGAGUAUUGGUCUCCAGACUGACCUGCCUCGGGGAAGCCUGCAUGGCAAGAGCUGGUCACCCCGUAGCUCUUCUCUGGUAUCUGUCCGAAGCAAACAGAUAUCUUCUUCACUGGAGAAAGUCCACUCUCGGAUUGAAAGACCUUGUUGUUCUCCUAAAUAUGGGUCACCAAAACUUCAGAGGAGAUCUGUGUCCAAACUGGAUAGCUCUAAGGACCGAAGUUUGUGGAAUCUUCACCAAAGUAAGCAGAAUGGAUCAGCUUGGGCCAGGUCUACCACAACCCGAGACAGCCCAGUCUUAAGCAACAUUAAUGAUGGACUAUCUAGUUUGUUUAAUGUAGUAGAGCACUCUGGGAGCACUGAAUCUAUCUGGAAGCCAGGGAGCCAGGAGACCCGCACCAAACCAGAGACUCACAAGUAUGGCAUUGUCCAGGAGUUCUUUCGUAAUGUGUGUGGUCGUUCACAGAGUCCCACUUCUGGGACAGAUCGGAAAGAAGUGAUGGGAGAUGAGUGCACCAAAAAGCCGGAGCCUCUUUCCCCAGCAAGUUACCAUCAAUCUGAGGGCAUUGCCAGGAUUUUGAGCAAGAAAACUCCAAAGCUGAGCAGCUGUGAGGAAGUUAGACCAGCUUUACUCUCCCAGGGGGGUAAGGAUGGAAACCCUCGAGAUCUAGAUGGCAAUUUGACUGUGGCUAAUGAGGAUGCCAUGUGUGACUGCAGUGCCCAGUCACUGACCUCUUGUUUUGCUCGGCCUUCCCGAUCCAUCACCAGGCAUUCGCCCUCUAAAUGCAGACUACAUCCCCCAGAGACCAUCCGGGGAGGGGAAGAGAGAACAGCUUCUUCCAGCGAAUGAUCAUGCUGCCAACGGACAGAACAGCAACACUCCCCUUUGCCCCAUCCCACCCCUCAGCCAACAGUCAUUGUGAGAAGCCAAAUCUCCAGUGACCCAUUGAGCAGAUCUGGAUAAGUUGAUAUGAGGCAACAGGACCCAGAAGAAGUCCAGCAGCCUAUACAUCUGUCUCCUAAACACCACCUUACCUUGGAAGAUUUAAGAAGCAGAUGUUUCAUCAAAACCUGGAAGCCUGUGGAAUAGGUUCCCAGAGGAAGAAAUGCAAGAGAUUCCUUUUGUAUCAACUAGCAGGGAUUUCAUCUGGAUCAGUAUAGUGAUCUCCAGUCUUCAGAUGAGAAGCCAAGAUAUGGGAGCGAUCAAAGUUGUGUUGGAGCAUCGCUAUUAGGGGGUCUUCUCUGAGAUCCUCUUUAUGUACUGAGGGAGUAGCAAGAACUUUUUGCUCAACUUAAAUGUCUUUCUUAGGAUAUCUCAUAGGGAGGUAUCCUUUGGGAACAACAGACACCCCAAACAGGCAACCACAGUACACCUACACCUGAUGUGGCUUUGAGAAGAUUAUUUCAGCAGCCUAAGUCUUAAACCUUACACUCUUCAGAGGAAUGCUUUUUCUCUAUAAUCUUCCACAGCAUCAGGAAGAUUCCUUUUUGGACAAUAGCCAAGCCAGGAGGCAUUGGUGGUGCCUGGCUCCAUGUGGGAUAAAAGGCUAGGAGCUUUAACAGGAAAUCUGGUUGUACCAAAUGGAUGUCAUUGUAUAUCUCCAUUACUGUGCAUUGCAGUUCAAAUACACAUUGUUGAGAAGACAUGAUCCAAUCCUUGGGAAAACCCGAUAAAGUCUUUUGAAACACAUGAUAGACUCUGGCAGAACCAUAUAAUGAUGAACUAGACUUGGGCUUCUCCUCUGAGGCCCAGCAUAAUCCCUUCUUUUCUCACAUUUCUUACUCUCUGGCUCUUGCACCCUGGAUUUCUGUGAUUCUCCAUGGAGUAUGAUAGGGUAGCCACCCACCUUGAAGAGUCUGCAUCUUCAUAUACUAGAAGGGUUUUUGCAUCUUCCAUCUUUGGCAGCUCAUAUCCAAAAAUGAUGUCAAAAAACCAAUACUAGACUUGUGGGGGCUAGAGUCAAGGAAUGUAGACCUCAGGAUCUGGGUACACUUGAGAAACCAGCAAGUCACCAAUCUAGCAGAGAUUUUGUCUUUGAAGCAUUUGGACAUCAUUGGCUUGAAUCCUUGCUCUUUCCUCAGACAUCCUAGAGCAGCAGUGACAUCAACACGUUUACAUUGAACAGUGGAAAGUGAAGACAUUCCUGCUAAAUCACCUUGGUGGAUAGUUUAGUUGAUCUGGCCAGAGAGGUGUUAGUGUACCUGCUGUCUCCUGGACUAUGGAGCAAAAAAACUCUCCAGAGCCUCCUCUGAGGCCCUGACAUACUGUUGAAUUUUCCUGACUAUAAAUAUUUAAGGUAGUUUAUAUUAUUUUAAUAAUUUAAUUUGUCCCCAGAUCCCUAGAGUAAUUUAUUGAGAAUUGAGAGGUAUCCUGUCCAUCAGGACACAAGGCAACAUUGAAAUGUUGAAAUGUUAGGGAAGUUGAGGCGGGAUACAAGGCAGUUCAGCAAUUGAACAAUGGUUUCCUCAUCGACAAACAGACACCCACUUGGCACAGCUGGAAUCUCAGAAUGCUCAUUUCAAAUUAUAUGAAUUGCUUUAGAUUCAGAACCCAGGUUCUCAUUCAUAGGCAACAGUUGCAUUGGAUCUUAUAUCCCAAUAUCCCCUUCCCAAGUUCCUAUUCAUAGGAAUGUAAGGAUUGGGCUGUUUCCAUCAUUUCCCAUACAUUUCCCAUUUCAAUUUUCAAUUUCCAAUUUCCCUUUUCCACUUUAUGAGCCAAACAGGUCCUUGAACCUCAGCCAAGCUUGGUGAUCCCUGAGAUUCCCAGCCAGUAUACUCAGUGGAAAACUAAACUGAAUCCAGAGAGUGUUUAAUGCAGCUUUGCACAUAGAUUUUAAAAUGUCUACUAAUCUCCCUAAAUUUUCACCAGCCUGUCCAUACUUUAGCCUUAAUGUCUAGUAGCACAUUCACUGCCUCCUAAGGAUCUUUCCCUAAUCACAAACUGAACAUCCAUUUUUCCUACCUCCCCACUUACUUUAGUCAUUCCACUCCUUUCAAGCCAUCUUCCCCUACAGUUCAAGAGAUCAGUCCCAAGUUUCCUUAACUAAUGGGUUGGAGUUCUCUCCAGGAUGCUGCAAAGUGGUUCAUUGCCAUUCUGCCUGUGUAAAAUAGGCUUCUAGGAGCCCCUACGUCUCGUUUGAGGGGCUAUUAUUCAAGGGAUUUCUGGCAGCCUUAACUGGCCAUUCUAACCAGAUUCUUUAGAAGAGCAGUCUUGUUUACUUUUAUUUGCCUCUUCUGGUUAUAAGGCCACCUUGGAAAUGCUUAUAUCUACUAGCAAUCCAAGCCCUUCUGUCAUCCUUCAAGAACUGACAUAAGGCAGGAGCCAACUUCAUCUCUAGCUGAGUAGCAAGAUAGACUGCCUGGGAUAGCUGAAAGGAGUUAAGUCUCCAAUGUGAUCCCUCUCUGGGGAACACCAGGUACCAAUGUACCCUGUGUCACCCUAGUUCUGGUGCACACACACAUGCAUAUAGAACUUUGCUCUUCCCAAUUGUGACCAGGGUGGUUUGAAAUUUCCCACCUGAAAAACUGCAAAGAAAGAGCUAAGAAAGCAGUAAACUCAGAUCUGACAAGAUUUACAUCUUGGAGCAAAAACUUAUUUAUUUCACCUGAGUAUCUAAAUAGACUUGAAAAUAUUCCUCUGAACCCCAGGUAAUCCUACUCAAAAUCCUACUGGGUGAUUUUUAUAAAGUUAUCUAAAGUCAUUAGUCUACAUUCCCUUUUGGCUGAAUAAUGGCGGUGUUAACUUGUUCAUGCUGUGGUCAGAAAUGUCAGAAAGGUUCAGUGUUCCAUGUUAAGUGGCAGGGAGGAUGUGCUAUAUAGAGAAAUACUGUUAUCACAGAGAAGACUCUUACCCUAAAAAAUCAAAAGGGAUCCUUUGGGGCAAAGUCCAAAUCCUAAUAAGGUAUAAGGAAAUGUAAUAGUCUUCGUGGGAUGAGGCCUACCAUUCCAUUGCACUGUUGCUGGGUUGACUUUUAAUUUGGGGGUAAAGCACUUCAGAUGGAAAGACACCAGAUGCCUUCUAUAAUACCCCCGUCAGGUGGCACAGAACCCAAGGUUAUCCAGAUACCAUUUGGGACUGUUAAGCCAUUGGUGGGGAUAGGGCAUGGGUGGCUCCACUGCUCUCAAACAUGUCAGCAAACCCCCCCCCCCAAACUUCAUGAAGAGAACACCCGAGAAUAAAGGAUUACCAAUCCCAGCCAAUUUGCCUUACCAUCCUAAGGAGCAUGGGAAGAGAGAAGCUGUGGCCCCUCUCCUCUGCCAGCCCAUCUCCAAGUAAACAACUUCUUCCUUCACAUGAGAGAGGUUUUGAAAUCUGAUUUUUAGUAUAAUACUUUUUUCUAUUUCUUGCAUGCAGUUGUACAUGAUCAUUUAUUGUUCUAAUGGAAACCUCUGAAGAGUUGGUUUUUAAAGAAGUUAAAAAUAUUACAUGUAAAUACUGACUUGGUUUUGUUUUUAGCAUUUUAAUUUGUAACUAGGGUUUUUUGUUUGGGGAUUUUUAUUUGAAAGAAUCUACUAUUUUGGAAUGUUGUUUCUCUUUUUAUUUCCAGAUGCCUUUAAGUAUUGCUAACAUUCCCAAGGCAGAGAAAUUGCCUGAAUUGUGGGUGGGUAUAACAGGAGGAAUUGUGGAACCAUAAAAGCAAGAACUUUUAUUCUCCUUUCCCCCAAUCCCUCAUCCUAAUUUCUCUCUCCAAAUCCUCUCAUUUUGAAGUACCUGUUCACCCUCUGCCUACUUGGUUUACCAAGCCAUGCCUUUAUAGUACUAGGUUUCCAACUGGAUAUAGCUUUUGGAAAAAUUAGGAAUGAAACUGGGAACCCCUUUGUGAAAUCCCUUCUGUCAAUGUGUGGUUUUCUCAUCUUUUUUCACCUGUUUCUGAAGACAUCACAGAUGUUACCAAGAAAACUGGGAAAAUGAGAAAAUAAUUUAGACACUUGAAACUAAAUAUGAACCAAUAUUGUAGCAUUCAUUUCCCUUGCCUACCAUAUCUCCUAACGUCACUCAGAUUUUAGCAUUGGCUUUUUGCUAUUAACACUCCCUAUCCACAUAGGCCUCUAAAGCACCUAUAACCUGAUGCCAUUUCUAUCAAAGCUCUCUCUUCUAAAGUUUUAAUUCCUUCGAUGAACAUCCACCACUGGCUGAUCUUUUUCAAACAUUUCUCCUAGCAGGCCUUCCUUUCCCAAUGAGAACCCCGAUCCCCAGAGUAUACCAGUUCAUUAAUGUGUUUUUAAUAUCUGAUCAAGACAUUGGUCUUCUCUUUGCAUCCUAUCCUUACAGUUUUUGACAAGGAAAAAAGCAUGUUCAUUUUCUUCCUUCCCCUUUGUCUCCAAUUUUCUUAUUCUUGCCUAUGUAUCUUCAUCCUCUUGUGGCUUAUCCAUUCUCUUCUUCCUCUCCUGACUUAACUACUUGUAAGUCCCACUUCUCCACCAUCUCCCUUCCCUGUUAAUAACAAUAGAAUACAUAUAGUAUUUUAAGCUUUAUAAAGUGUUUUCCUCAUAACAAUCCUGUGAAAUAAGUUAAUAUGAUUGUUUCCAUUUUAUAGAUAAAGAAACUGAAACAGUAAUUAAGUGACUUACUUGAAGGUCACACAGCAAGUAAAUUUGGGAGCUGUGAUUCAUACCCAAGUCUCCUAACUUCUUAAACACUAUACUGCUUUCUCUUGUUUCAUUAAAUCAAUCCAUACAUCAAUUCAUAGUAGAAUAUAUGAGUAUGGUCUGUAUUCUCUAGUCCAGACACACAAGAACCUAUAAUCCUGAGGUUCAGUAUUCUGAACCUCAUGUUCAUGAGGCUCAUGUUAUGCUGACUGUCACUGACUUAGUGUGACUAUGGGCAGGCAAGUCACAUAAUUAUUCUGAAUGUCAAUUUUCUAAUCUGCAAAAUGGGAAUAAUAUUAGCAUUAAUAAUCCCUUUCCUUUCUAAAUGAAGGUUAAUAGAACAGAAUUCGGUUUCUUAUAACAAAUGUUCGUUAAACAUCUACUGCAAAGACAACUCUGUCAACAGAGUAACAUUUAGAAAGGCUACAUUGAAAAGUGAUUAACCUAUUUCUUUAUACAAAGUAUAUACAUGUAGCAUCACUGUAUAGGCACCUUGUAUAUACAACUGACGUAUGCUAUUACCAUAUAAAAACAUUUGCUUUGUGCAUCACACUAUUCAUCUAACUAAACCAAAUCCCCUUCAUUUCUGCCCCAUUUUCUUCUCAUGUACCCCAAACCUGUGUUUGAUGAGUGAAUAUUGUCAGAGUCGUAGCUCACUAAUUCUACUUGUACAUUCAUCCUUUAUCUUUUCCCACUCCUACCUCAAUAACAACUCAACCUUUUCCUAAUCCCUGCCCAUCUAUCUAUCCAGCUAGCAAAAGGCUUCUAUGCCUUUUGCCUUCACAUAUUACACAGCCCUCUCCUCCAAUCCACUCCUCCAAACUUAUGUACUUAUCUCACGCAGAAUAGAGCUAUGAUCAAUGCACGAGUAUGUUGCCAGGAAUCUGACCCAUUGCAGAUAUGCUACAUUCCCACAAACUCAACAAGCAUAUAUAGUUCCUUCUAAUAAAUUUAACAAGAAUUGUCUGCUUCAAGUGUCUGUACAGUCCACAUAAUAAACAUGUACAUAUACCCACUCACAAUCAUUAGAAUUAUUAUUAAGGAGUAGAAAAAUUACUUGUGAAGAAUCUGAAGGUAACCAGCCUACCCCUUCACUAAUCAAUCUUAAAAUUGUAAAAAUCAUUAUCUUAAGAGAGUCCUGAUUUCUAUAGACAUACAUUAGGGGAUAUGAAGUCUAUUAUGAAUGCAUAUGAUUGAUUGUACCUUGAAUGCACAUAUACAUACAUACACAACCAUUAUCAGAAUUAUUAAAGAAUAGAAAAAUUUAUGUAUACCAGCCCUGGAGUCAGAACAAUGUAAGUCUAAAUCCGGCCUCAGAUACUUGGAACUAGCUAUGUGACCCUGGGCAAGUCACUUAAUUCUACCUUGCCAAAGGUGGUAAAAAAUUUUUUAAUAGUUUUCUAUGUACCCCACAGGAUUGUGGGGAAAAAAAAAACACUUUGGAUGCUUUCAUACCACAAUAUCUAUGUUAUUUACUAUUAUCAUUGCCUUUGAGCUGACAAUGUCAUUUGGACUAAGUCCCAACUUCUAACUAGGCAUACUUUUCUGCAUUCCAACCAUAACUUCUUUUUCUCCUCAAAAAGAUAUACCCUGACCCAAGUUCCAUUUAGUCUCUUUCUUUCUAAGUUCCACAUACCACUCUGUAGUGCCCAGAUUCAUCCCUUUUAAGUCCCUCAGAUUAUCCUUUUUGCCACCUUAUAUUAUCAUAGCCUGCUGCCUCCAUCUCAGUUUCUAGACUUUCCCAAACCAUAUACACCAAGAUCCCCUAAGUAUUUACUGAAGCUUUUCCACAUCUAGCAUCAUCUCAUACUUUGUCUUCUACUCCCUAAGAUCCACUUUUAGAAGUGCCUGAGCUAUGAAAUAUAUUUUCUAUCUCAUUUUCUUCAGCACAGCAAAAGAUCCUUCUUGUGAUUUUCUAAACAUAAGUACUCCCUUUACCAAUGCAAAUCACAACCUCUUUGCACCUUAGUAGAUAAUUUAAUGAGUGCUAUGGCCAAAAAUACUUAUCAUUAGUUGACUAACUUUCCUGUGAUAAAUCUUUCUGAACUCAGCUGGUCAACAUUUGACACAGAAUCCCUUCUUCAAAUAUCAACUCAAAUCUUUGCAGGAUAAUAAGAUCCUAUGUUCACUUAAAAUCUCCUUUCAGAAUUCAUAUUCAUGUCCACAUUGCAAUUUAUUGGAGAAUUCUUAAGUUUAUAGGACACACACACACACAUACACACACACACAUUUUGGCACGUUAUGCUUUUUUUUUCCCUGAAGUAUUAAAAUCUUUUUCCCUUCCAUCUUGGGUCAAGCUGGAUUAAAGCAACAUGAAAAAACUGAUCGGAUUUUACCUAAGUCCAACCUCAUCAGUAGCACUGCCAAGAACCUGAUGUCACCUGCAAAGUAUCACAUCCAGGGUUCAUACCUUCUGUGUAGAUAUUUUAGGAGCUGAACCAGGAGCUCCUAACCUACUCCCGCUUUCCCUGUCCCUUAGUUGCUCUACAAUGGUGCUGUCAAAUUCUAAUUUUCAGCUCUAAGUCUGCUUAGAUAAAAGGUACAAGAGCAAGAAGCUUCUUGUCAACUUCAUUUGGAGAUUGAGUACUUCCCCAGAUGUUUGAUGAAUCUACAUAUCCAGGUUUUGCAAACAUAUGACUCCGAUAACCUGAAGUACCUUUCCUAUCACCUCUGAACAAUCGUACAAGUCCUUAUGCCUUCCAGCAUCUUCUGUUCUCCCAGUUCCCAUUUUUUUCUUUUUCAUAGCUUACCUAUUCAUUCCCCUUCCCCUUCUUGACCCAUUUCUUUCUCUUCCCAGGUAGGAGUAUCCUUAAGUAAAAAUCUGGAGGGCAUUUCCAGGGUACCUACCUAUUGGCUUCAUGCAUUCUUUUGCUCUUCUAUAUCCCUUUCCAUGGCUCAUUCUUGCAGGAUUUUGCUCACAGCUAAAUGUCGGCAACUGCUUAGUGAUUGCUGGUGAAGAUUUAUUGAUUACUCCAGGAAUAUUUGAAUUUGGGAAAACCUUCAAGACUCAAAAGAAUGUGAUUUUUUUUUCCAGACAUCCAUAAGUAGUUAAAAAGCUAACAUCAGGAGAUUCUGUCAGAACCCCAUUAAAUCACAUCACAUAGGAGGACAUCUAGUCUGUCUACAAAAAUCAAUCUUGUUCCCAGUCUAGCAAAUCUCUCUGUCUUUACAUAUCUUAGCAGCUGAUUCCUUUUUCUCUUUUCCUCUCAGCUCAGCUUAUUAAUAACUAAAGACUUGAAGAAAGGGCAUUUGAUUUUUCUCUUAAAGACCAUAAAAGAGAUAAAAUGAUCAAUCUCAUUAGUGCCCAGAUUUAUUUCUUUUGUCCUCUAAGAAAACAUUCUGACUGGCUCCUACCUCUGAUAGCCAAAGUUUUGGGUUGGUCGAUGCUGCAUUCCACAGCAGAAAGUUGAUCAAGUUAGGGACAGCAGGAAACUGUAGAGAGAGUAUCCCUGAGCAAAAAGGGGAGAUCCAAAUCAAAAGCCGCUAAUUUGUCACUGUGGCAUAUGGACUUAUGAACUGUUUGGUAAAAUGUAGUAGACAGAACACUGGACUAGAAAUCUAAGUACCAGCCCUCUCAAUUCAUUGUGCUCAAGAUUAGGUAAGUCCCUUUUUUGUGGGCCUCAGUUCAUCAGUAAAAGAGGAAAAGUGAAGCAUGUACUUUAUUUCUAAGAUCCCACGUAAGGAGAAGAUUCAUUGAUAACAUUUGAUAAUCUCUGGAGACCCAGAGCAUCCAUCAUAUUUCCAUGUUCCCACUGUGACUAACACAGGCAACAAGAACAGUGUGUUCCUGGCUCAUACUUUUAUCUAAUGUGCUCCUCCAAUCUAUGCCUUAGUUCACCUGCCUGGAAAAUUUAGGGCUACUUCCCAGUCUCACUUGAGGAUUUUAAGAAUGAUUAAAAUUUAGGGGAACAUGUGGAGAAAAAGGUUUUGAAGUCUCCAUAAGGUCAAGAAUUUUUGAUAAUUUGAAUCUUCUCUAGAAACUUGACCAUCCUUGACCUCAGAUUAUGAGAAAACAUCAUACACAGCUAGGAUGAUAACACUGGUUUUGCCAAACUGAAGUUUGAGGUAGGUGCUUUUGACUCAGAGGAAAAAAUGUACCAGAGGAAUGGCAAUACAGGGAGCUUCUGAGGCAUGUUUCCCAGGAGUGGGUUUUAAGGGCAAUAAAAGUGAUAACAGAUGGCUAGCUGAUUUGAAGAUCAUUGUUCCAAUUAUCAGAAGGGAUACUUUUAAAGACUAAAUUUUCAGGUGUUUUCCCUGAUACCUGAGAAUGGUAGGGCUCACUUCUGUAUAUUAUCACCCACUGAAACAGGUUCUUGGCGCCUUUCUGCACGGGGUCUUAUGGAAAGGGUAGUAGUACAGCACUUUGAACAGUACUAAUCUAUCUGGGAAAUCGAGUCCAAUCUUUGGAAGCAAUGUGGAAUUGGCCAAAUUUGAGAUCAGAUUAUUACAAAAAUUUCUGGACCUCACUUGACCACAGGAUUUGGCAGAACCAAUCCCAUAAAUGAGUUGUAUAGAUGUCUUCAAAUACCAUACAUGGGGGCAACAUGGUAGGGGGCAAGAUGAAAAUUCUAGAGAAUGGAGCUUGCUCUUUUUUCCUCAAAACUUUGAAAAGAUGCCAACAAUGAUGAGCUUGAAGAUUUAUGUUCUAGGAUCUACGGACUUCCUUACCUAGAUUGGGUCAUUAUAUAGAAACUAUAUGGAUUCUGGUUUGAGAUUGAACUCUCCUCUGUGGUCUAAGACAACUUAUAGAAAGGAUAGAUGAGUCUGAGUGAGAAGUAGGGCAAAUCUGAAGACAGAAGGUACUAUUUGAGGACUAGGGAGGCACAGGGAUCAGUAGAAUCUCUAAGUCUGUGAGAUUACCUUUCGGUAAGUAUCUCUUUUUUGCCAGGAUUCUCAAAUCUCUAUCAUUGUGUCCCUUGAAAAGAAGUUGAAAGAAACUCAAACUUAAUCCCUGGUCCAAUUUAUUCUUCACAUCUUCCCAGGAGACCUUGUGAGACAUUUUAGAUUGUUACCAAAAAUGGCUCAAGAAAUCUCAUUUUGGGUUAGACACUGCCUCAUCUCAUUCAGGAUCCUCCCUCCACCAGCAGGUAAUGUGACAUUGCCUUCCCAACUUCAGCCUAGGAAAAACAUUAGACUCAGCUUCAGUCUGUGUACCUUUCAGAACAUGUGGUCAAGAGAAAUUCCUGCCCCAUAAGGGAAAGCUCCCUGGGUAGAGGGGGAAAAGGACUGAAGCAUCUUUGGAUUUAGCUGUUUCCUGUAACAAUGAGCAUUCCAAGUUGAAAUGCUCUCUCCUUUGACUCAUGUCUUCAAGGUUUCUUUCCCAGGACCAGAUGCUAUGAUGACCAUGUUCUAAUCUACCAGCUGUCCCUUCUUCCUCUUUCUAUUUCAUACAUUGGAAUUGCUGUACAAUGUAUACUUAAAUGAAGGGUUUUUAAUGGUUGUAGAUCUGAAAUAAAGUAUAUCACAAGAGCUGUUUAAAAGAA